GCAACCAUUGAAGGAAACCGGAAAAACAUGCAACAAGCAAAGGAGCUACACGCGACCACUGCCAUGGCCACCAAGCUCAAGUACUCAUCGGAAGCUCAAGGGCUAAGAGAUAAGAAGGUGAAGGACUUGAUGGUCGACAACAAGCGCAGGCUAGUGGAGGUGCCGUACACGGCGUCCCUGGCUCACACUAUGAACGCACUGGUGGCCAACCGGGUGGUGGCGGUCCCAGUUGCGGCUCCCCCCGGGCACUGGAUCGGAGCCGGUGGAUCCAUGAUCUUGGAAGCUGACAAGCAAACAGGUGCUGUGAGGAAACAUUACAUAGGGAUGGUGACCAUGCUUGAUAUUUUAGCUCAAAUUGCUGAUGCUGAUGAUGAUGACAUUAAAGGUGGUGAUGGCUCAGAUAAUAAUCUUGAUAAGAAAUUGUCUGUCGAGGUGUCAUCGAUCAUAGGGCAUUGUUUUGAGGGGCUCAGUCUCUGGACUUUAAACCCAAACACCAGCAUACUAGACUGUAUGGAAGUAUUCAGUAAAGGAAUCCACCGUGCAAUGGUACCACUAGACAGCCAAAUGAACAACGUAUCUGGUGUAGAGCUUGUAGAGUCGGCAUCAUCCUACAAAAUGCUCACACAAAUGGACGUGUUAAGGUUUUUAAAGCAACACGACAUGGAGCUGAAGAGCAUUACAUCAAAAUCCAUCAAAGAAUUGGGAGCAAUCACUGACAGUGUUUUUGCAAUAUCUGAUCGCACCAAAGUUAUAGACGCCAUCAAGUCUAUGCGAAUGGGUUCGCUCAAUGCUGUUCCCAUAGUUACAGCCCUGGAUAUCCCCGAAGAAGAUCACAAGCAGCUUAUGAAUGGCAGAGGUAGAAAGAUUAUAGGAACGUUUUCAGCGACCGAUCUGAGGGGGUGUCACUUGUCUGCACUGCAGACAUGGCUUCCACUGAGCGCUCUAGAAUUCACGGAGGCUAUCUCGACCAGUCCUUUGUUCGCAGAUCAUCAGUCGAAUGCAGAGCCCCAAAAAAGGGAACUUGUGGCUUGUGGGACUGAAUCCACUCUUGCCCAAGUUAUCGAUAAGGCAGUCACUAACUAUGUCCACCGGGUUUGGGUGGUGGAUUCCCAUGGUUUACUUCUUGGACUUGUUUCACUCACGGACAUAAUCAGGGUGUUGAGGCUCUCGCUCCUUUCCUAGCUAGUACUAAAAUAAAAAUGCUAUAUUGUUCGUGUGUGGUGGAGAUUUGGAGUUGUUUUGUUUUGUUUUGUUUGUAAGAUUAAAUGCUUUGUUUAAGUGCUUGUAGGUCUAUUGUUCAAUGGAA
Humulus lupulus (European hop) is the source of this 1306-nucleotide messenger RNA. Its product is annotated as SNF1-related protein kinase regulatory subunit gamma-like PV42a. NCBI's taxonomy places the organism in Eukaryota, Viridiplantae, Streptophyta, Magnoliopsida, Rosales, Cannabaceae. The transcript has 3 exons. The coding region runs from base 28 to 1182 and encodes 384 amino acids. The record is from RefSeq and is a predicted model, not a curated record.